CAGUUGAAAAGAGGUGCGUCUUGAGGCGGGACUGAAAUACGGUGAGGGACUGAGAGUAACGGAUGUCUUGGGGGAGGGAGUUCCAAAGCCUGGCUGCUGCCCUGGAGAAGGCUCUGUCUCCAAAGCUGCGCAGGUCGCCAGCUUUCUGCUUACCAAAGCGCACCGAGUUCCGCUCAGUGUGGCCAAUCGUGUCGCGCUGUGGUUCAGCACCAUUGCAGUGUGGAGAGAUCGUACGGAGGUGUAGCUCGCUGAGAGCGGUAUCAUUUGGAGGAAAGCUACUCGACCUGGGUGACCGCUCUGGGAAAACACCACCGAUACAGUCACCGCGUGACAUUAGCAGCUUCAGUCCGGAUGAUCCUCAGUGAUUGACAGAUGUGUGACUCUGUGGGGAACCAUUUGCCUCUCCCAGUGGAGAUCUGAGUUCUGGGACACUGAGGCAGCCGAGGGGGGGUCUCUGAGGAAGAUGCUGGGUUCAGAGCGCGGUGUUGUCGAAGAAUGGCUCUCAGAAUUCAAGUCCCUACCAGAAACCCGCAUCCCCAGCUACGCCGGCAGCCUUCAUCUAAAGAAGUCCCUGGUGCUGGCAAUCUACAGAGUCAUCCAGGACCCCAACAAUGAGCUGCUGGAGCCUGUGUGCCACCAACUGUUUGAGCUGUACCGGAGCUCUGAAGACCGCCUGCGCCGCUUCACCCUGCAGUUCCUGCCUGAGCUGGUGUGGGUAUAUCUACGCAUCACGGCAAGCAGGGAUCGCCAGAGCAACGGGUGCAUCGAGGCCCUCCUCCUGGGCAUCUAUAACCUGGAGAUCGUGGACAAAGACGGCAACAGCAGGCUCCUCUCCUUCACAAUCCCAUCUCUGUCCAAACCAUCAAUAUACCAUGAGCCUUCUAGCCUGGGGCCCAUGGCAUUGACGGAGGGGGCCCUGUGUCAACAUGAUCUGAUCCGAGUGGUGUACAGCGGCCUCCACCCACAGAGAGAGACGUUCACAGCUCAGAACAGGUUUGAAGUGCUGUGUUUCCUCAUGCUCUGCUACAACUCUGCCGUGGUGUACAUGCCCCUAUCUUCCUACCAGUCAGUCUGCAGAAUGAGCUCACGACUGUGUGUGUGUGGCUUCCCCCGGCAGCAGAAGAAGCUUUGGAGGGAACCGUGUAACCGCGUGCUGCUGGACCCCGAGUUCAUGGUGCAGAUGCUGACUGCAGUUUAUCACGCCAUAUACAAUGGAGAGUGGGAGAUGGGUCGGGAAGCUCUGGAGGACAUUCUGUACCGAACUCAGCUGGAGCUUUACUCCCAGCCGCUCUUGCUGGGGAACGCCAUGAAGAACUCGCUGCCAGACAGCGCUCCAGAUGAGCCGCGGGGCCGCAAGGUGCUCCAGGUGGAGGUGACACCCACCAUUAGCCGCAUCUCCAUGUCAGCCAUCACCACCGCCUCCAUACGACGCCACCGCUGGAAGAGAGAGGAUUGUUUUGACGACUCAACCGCUGCAGAGUUGAGCCUCAUCGUCAAUCCGCCUAGCUACGCCAAGCGCCACCACCACCACCACUACCACCACUCUCCCUGGGACCCCGCAGCCAAAGAGGAGAGAGAAGCGCGGCCUCACAGCCACCACAGCAGCAGCAGCAUCAUUCCCCCCAUCACAUUUGAGGAUGCUGAUGGUAUGAGCGGUGGGGAAGAUUCCUUCAAUGUCAACGACCCAGACGAGGGAUUCUCCUCUGGGGCGUCUAACAGCAGCCAGCCCAGUGGCACCAAGGUGGGCGGCGGCGUGGGGCCGAGGGGCGGCAGCCUGAACAGCAGCAGCAGCAGCAUCAAGAAAGCUAUCACGGCCCGGCUGUCCCGGGACAAGGAGAGAGAUCGGGAGAAGGAACGGGAGAAGGAACGGGAGAAGGAACGGGAGAAGGAACGGGAGAAGGAACGGGAGAAGGAACGAGAGAAGGAUCGGGAGAAGGAACGAGAGAAGGAGCGAGAGAGGGAGGUGGAAAAACAGGCAGAGUUGUCAGCGGAUCACCAGGCAGCUGUUCGGAGGCACAACCAGAGGCAGCAGUCGCCUCCAGCCAGCAUUAACUUGGAUGCCAUCCAGCUGAGCCCCAUAAAGAAGCACCUGAGCUUCCCUGCGGGGCCCACGCUGGUGCGGACUGGCAGCACCUCAUCCAGCAAGUCCUUUGACUGCAUGAAUUUCAACCUGAAUGGAAGCGAUGACGUGCGUGAGGAGGAAGCGGCGGAGGGGGGCUCUGACAAGGAAGGAGUGCUUCCAGCAGGCCACUCCCACCGCCACUCCACCAUUAGCCUGCAGGAGGAGCACCUCGUCAGGCCACAGGAUGCCCAGGACCUCCUGUCUUCUGGAGCUCCUCUCACCAAGCAGUCCCGCUCCCCCAGUUUCAACAUGCAGAUCAUAUCACAGGUCUAACUUGCAAUGCAGAGCAUGGCAAACACACACACACACACACACACCAAAUACCUGCUCAUAACACUCAUCCUCAUGCAGUUUUUCUCUGCAACUCUUUAUGUAUGUGUGUGUGUGUGUGUGUGUGUGUGUGUGUGUGUGUGUGUGUGUGUGUGUGUGUUUUAGAGUUGUUACUCCACCCUUUUAACAUCCAUUACAAUCGUGACCUGUAGUCGUUGCUGGUGGGUUUAGCGAGACUGAAAAUGCAACAAGCGAAAAGUAGGAAAUGACGACUGCCCACUGCUGUAACUACAGUCCAGCAUGUCACUGCAUCCUCCCGUCUGACCAAGCUGAGCAUUCCACAAAGAAACUCCUAAGAGGAGGAAACGUUGAGAGGAAACGCGUUAAGGAUGCCACGCUAGCUGUAGGGGUUUAACAUGACCUUUCAGAUUAUUUUGAGUUCCUGACUGAAUCAGUCGAAAAUGAAUCAGCAAUAACACUUACCGUCGCUCACGUGGAGAAGAGUGGGGAUUAUUGCUUUCUCUUCAUUCCUUCCCUUUCAUUCCCGGGCUCCCGUGCAAUCGUUCUUGCUGAUUAUCUUCCUUGUCAUUUGCUGUUUUCUAAUAAUUAGGCAUUAAUGGUUUUAAUUAAUCAAAUUCCUUUUUUUUAAAUGUUUUCGUUUUUUAAUCACAAUCCAAAGAAGGUAGCAUUUGUUUUUCUUUUCUUGUUUGACAGUGAUUUUGUCAGAAAUCAGUCGGACCUAACUGAUUCUUUAGUUUUUAUCCCACGACCUACCUUUUUAUUGUGCAACUAUUUGUUGGAAAACCAAACUGGAAGGUGGUAAAGGUUUGUCUGGCCCCAAACUUUGAACUGGACAAAUCUGAAUAAAUUAGUACUGUGCAGCUACAAGAGGAAGAAAUUCAUCUUGAGGCUUGAUUUUAAAAAGAAUCCGAAGCUGAAUCUUGUGGAAGAACUGGAUCAAAAACAUUGUGCAGUGACAGUGCAGGUUUGGGUCUAAAGCUAAAAGGCAAUGACUGUAUUUUAUAUUGGAUUGUUAUUAUGGUUCAAACCAUUUAAUGGGUCCUUCCAUCUGAAAGCACUUGUAGGGGUGUUUGUCAGGCUCUAGCUUGUGUGUGGUGUCAUGUCUGAGCCGGUGACGUACUGCCCUCUGGAGGCUUGUACGAGUCACUGCGCAAUCACCGGCAGUCACCAUGACGAUCGUCUCGCGUUUUGUGCUCUGAUUGGAUGCUCAUGAAACAUUUUGUUCUACCUCAUUGUGUGUUGACCCUGCCACUCAGACACCUGUCACCCAAUCAGACGCAGGAUUUAUAGAACCCCCCCCCCCCCCCCCCCAUGAGGUUUGAAUGUUUGGGGGAUAUAAUAGUGGGGACCAAACUGGUUUCACACUGCAACUGUAAUGACACUGUAACAUCUUUGCUCAUGUGAGGAGUUGUGACUGAAAAUCUCAGCCUUGCAUUUCAGUUGAAUCGCACCAUGCACAAAACCUCGCUGCAAAACAAGAACACGACUGUCUUCAGGUUUUCUGUCCUAUAUCAAACAACCACAUCGGGAUUUAACCUGAUGAUUCGAAUUCCCCUAGAAAUGUCCUACUUACCUUUUUCUUAAUGUAACAAUCUUUAAAGUGCAAUUUUUAUUUUAUUUUUUUAAUCCUCAUGUGCAUAGAGUUGGAUCUUCUCUGCUGUUAAAUGCCUGCAUCUGCACACAGUGCUAGCUAGCCUUCUGUAGUGCUCCCUGCCCAGGCUGAGUGAUUUGAUCAUGGCGUGCUUGUCUGCAUGUUUAGUGCCCUGCAAAGCACUGCUGUUUCAGAUGCGUGAAACAGCCAGCGAGCCAAACCCAAGUCUCGUCCUUGUCUUUGCCAGAUGUGCCAAUACACAUCCUCUCCUUAAGGAAAUUAUGUUUUACUUGGGUGUCUUAAGUUUAAAAAGAAAAAGAAAAAAAAAAAAAAGCCUAUUUUGUUCUGUUUACUGGUCUUAUUUCAAAGUUAAGGGACAGAAAAAAAGGGGAUGUUUGGACGUAUGGCUCAACGUGCCCUUCGAUGCAGCUUCACCUUUUUUGCCAUGAAUUUUCUUUUCACUCAUCACAGGUGUGUGUGCGACACGCUGUACUUUCACAGUCAUCACUAUUUGCUGUUCACAUGUAAAAGCAGUAUAUUAUGCGUCUGUGUGCCGUAGAUGUCAGCUGUUGUAUUGCAUUUCCCACGUCUUGCGCACGUGCUUGUUUAAAAUGAGGAUGAAUGAUUAAUGUAUAUAAAAGUCAGUUCAGUCUGCAGUGGAAUAUCCCACACACUCAUGCUCCCGCUGUGCUGGAAACCUUCACAGCUGCUGCUCCUGGUCCCGAGUGAGUCCUGUGUGCGCUUUAGCCUUAAACAUUUCAGGCCAAAAAGCCUCUAUCGUCGGCUCUUUGGCCUCACACGCUCCUCCUCCUCCUCCCGCUGGACUGGACUGUGGAGGAAGAAGAGAGGAGUGCAGCUACAGUUCACACUCUCACCUGGUGUGUCUGCCGUCAUCCCUGUGCUGUGUGGCUCACAACGAGCCGUGUUCCCAUUUGCUGUAUUUUGCCGUGAGUUAAGUGGCACCUUUUUUGCUGUUUUUUAAAACUGGUGACGUGUUCAUGUCAUUAUUAUGAGUGCCCCUGAGCGAGGUUACCAGCAGCCAUGUUGGUACUGUAUGUCCACUUACUGUAGAGUUAUGGAUAGGCAAAUGUCCCUCUGUUUCUGGUGUUAUUUGCAUGUGAUCAGGGUGGGAAAUGAACACCAGCCAGUGAUUGUUGAUCAAACUUGACCGUGGUUGAAUAAUAAGCCCAGAGAUCCACACAAGGUCCACUUACAUUUCAAAAGAAGUCUUAAAAAGGUUCAAUGUGUAGUCGUCAGCCACUGCUGCUGGUGGAGAAAGUUCAUUUCCUGUCCUGCAUGUGAUAACUGUGGGCUUUGUUUUCAUACAGUAUAAUGCACUUUAAUCCAUCCACUUCUCUCCUCAGAUAGUUAUUGAAAUUAUAUAUAUAGAUGUGCAAAUGUGUAUACACUCAAUGCAGGGUUUUAGUCUCUUUAAAGUAGUACUUCUAUGUGAUGUCACAUCCAACACAAUGCUAUUUUUGUUAGUCUAAGGGUACAGCUAUUUAUUAGUUUUUUUCUUUUCAAAACCAAAAAAAAAAUGUAAGGGGGGGGUCUGGAAGGUCUCAGGAGUUUAUCAAAAAGCCACAUUUAAAAAAAAUGUCAGCACCAAAAUUUCUGUUCUUGAAGAAUUGAUUCUAUGCAACAUUUUUUCCCCUUUUUUCUCUAUUUUUUGUUUUUGGUGUUACCGGCCUUCAUCGAUCCGUGUCGGGUUGUACGGAGCAGAUGCAUUUAAGCUGAUUUAUAAAGUCCUGUUUAUACACCCUGAUGUGGUGCUACAGAGCGAAGGACCUCUCUCAUAUAAGAGGACCGUGCAUUUAUCAUCCGACUGCCCUCACAGAGAGAAAGCCACACCGGGACGUUUUGGUGCAUGUCGAGCCCUUCUGUCAGUUUGCUGCUCUGUGGCUCAAAGACGUCAGUCGGUGUAUGAAGUCUAAACAGAUUACUGAUGAUGAAUCUAAUCUAGAUGCUUCGAGAGAAGCUGCUGGACGAUGUGAUAACACUGUACUAUUGAUGUUGUAUAAAUGGAGAGAAAGACUUAUUUUAAAUCUUGUAAAUAGAAAAUGUACAAAGAUGAAAGCAAGAUAAAUAUAAAAAACUGAAGAUCAUUCUGAGAUGUAGAGAGAAAUUAAUCUGUAUAUUGUUGAAUAAAUAUUGUGCCGUAAGGGA
Molecule: messenger RNA, 6170 nt
Organism: Cottoperca gobio
Lineage: Eukaryota; Metazoa; Chordata; Actinopteri; Perciformes; Bovichtidae
Product: protein FAM126B
Exons: 15
Coding region: 464-2395 (643 amino acids)
Biological process (GO): protein localization to plasma membrane; phosphatidylinositol phosphate biosynthetic process
Cellular component (GO): plasma membrane
Source: RefSeq, a predicted model, not a curated record